Messenger RNA from Silurus meridionalis, 6685 nucleotides. RefSeq names its product pleckstrin and Sec7 domain containing 2 (gene psd2). Gene Ontology annotation, molecular function: guanyl-nucleotide exchange factor activity; phospholipid binding; protein binding. Lineage: Eukaryota; Metazoa; Chordata; Actinopteri; Siluriformes; Siluridae. The record is from RefSeq and is a predicted model, not a curated record. Gene Ontology annotation, biological process: regulation of ARF protein signal transduction. The coding region runs from base 305 to 2869 and encodes 854 amino acids. The transcript has 15 exons.
AUCAGCCGAUCUCAGUCUUGCUCCUGUGUAGUGUGUGCGCGCGUGCGCGCGCGUGUUGUGUGUUGUAACUGUGCGCGUGGGUGAGCGCUCCGUAUUAUCCUAGCGCGUCUCUCACACGGAGACAGUUGGGCAGCUCUGGACCGAAGAUCUGAGACAGAGAGAGCAUCUAUCGUGCAUCUUACAUGGUUGUAGAAGGAAUAUUCGCUGCAGGAAAAGGAGCCACGUUUCAUCUGGUCGCAUUUUUGCCGCUGUAACCAUUGACUCAUACCUGGACUGCCAGCUAACCGUAACUAAAGAGGCCACCAUGAGCCAGGAGGGGCAGGAUGACCCCCUCCGCAUAGACACCCCACCUCCAAACACACCGGCAGAGUCACAGCAGGAUACAGACAGCCCUGAGAUUGUAAGUGUGGAAAAAGAGACAGACGAGAUUGGAACUCAAGGGGAUGCUGCAGAGAGCAGGGAUGCAGUAGCGAGAGAGAUAUUGUCCGAGGAAGCAAGGCCAAAUGAGAUAAAUAGAGAUGCACUGAUUAAUGGAGCUGAUGAAGUUCGAAGAAGAAAAGAGGAAGAGCAGGUCAAAGACGAUGCUGGAAAGAACGGGGAGACAGAACAUAGCAAUGGAGAUAUUAUUGAGAGUGAGGGCUGUGAUGAGCCCCUGCCACAGUUAGAGGAAUCAGCAAAACCACAGUACACUGUAAGUUUGCAGAACGGUACCGGAGAGGACAGCGAAGGACAGAAGGAAGAGCAAGACUGUAAAAAAGAGCCGGGGCAGGGGAACCUAGACACAUUUAGUUCUACCUUCGAGUUUUCAGUGGAGGAGGCAGAGGUGGAAGGAGAAGAUGAACCAGGACAGCUGAACCACGACAGCUUCAGCUCAGCGUUCGAACGCAUUGUCGAGCAAGUUGGCGAGUCCACAACAGUCGAGGAAGAGGAGGAGGACGGCGAGGACGAGCGUGACAGGACUAAGGAGAGCCAGGACGGCUUCAGCUCUACAUUCGAGCGCAUAGUGGAGUCAGAGCUGCUGAGGGGCGGGACCUGCUACAGCAGCCUGGACUCACUGGACGUGCUGUCUCUUACGGACGAGACAGACAGCUGCGUGAGCUUUGAAGCACCGCUCACGCCACUCAUCCAGCAGAGGGCAUUGGCUGGGCCUGAGCCCCCGGAACUGGAGCUGGAGACUGUGCAGGAGAGUGCUGAGACACAGGAGGAGGAGGGGGAUGAAGCCGGAUCAGACAGUCCCCUUCACACCUCCAUUCCAGGUAGCAGGUCUGAAAACGUGCUGAGCCAGCCAGCGCAGUGGAGCAUUCCCAAUGGAUUCCACAAUGAUCUGGCAGGGAACAUACAAAAGACAGCAAUCCUUCCCAGCUCAGUCAGUGAUGCCAAUCUCACAGAUGGCCUGUGCGACUCUGACUCUGAACUCGGCAGCCUGGAGACAUUGGAGAGGGGCAGCACGGAUACCCUUGCCAAUGGGUGCCGUGCCAAUGCAGAGAGUGCCAAGCGACUGGCUAGGAGGCUGUUCUACCUGGAGGGCUUCAAGCGGUGUGACGUGGCGCGACACCUAGGAAGGAAUAAUGAAUUCAGCCAGAUGGUGGCGUCAGAGUAUCUGAGCUUCUUCGACUUCACAGGGUUGUCUUUAGACAGAGCGCUGAGGAGCUUCUUGAAGGCAUUUCCUCUGAUGGGAGAGACACAGGAGCGAGAGCGAAUACUGGUGCACUUUUCCAAACGCUUCUGUCACUUUAAUCCAGAAUCCCCCACCUCUGAAGAUGGAGUCCAUACACUGACAUGUGCUCUUAUGCUUCUAAAUACAGACCUGCAUGGACAUAACAUCGGGAAAAAGAUGUCUUGUCAGCAAUUCAUCAGCAAUCUGGAUGGUCUGAAUGACGGAAAAGAUUUCCCCAAAGAUUCACUCAAGGUGCUGUAUAAUUCAAUAAAGAAUGAAAAGCUAGAAUGGGCCAUCGAGGAGGAGGAAUUAAGAAAGAGUCUGUCCGAGCUGGUUGAGGACCAGUGCGAGGCAGGGGGCAAGCGGAUUGUUAGGGUAACGGAUGGUAGUAACCCGUUUAUUGCCAUUCCACUCCUGCUCAAUGCUACCACAUACAAACACGGAGUCCUCACCCGUAAGAGCCAUGCGGAUAUGGACGGUAAACGCACCCCGAGAGGACGGCGAGGCUGGAAGAAAUUCUAUGCAGUGCUGAAGGGCAUGAUCCUCUACCUGCAAAAAGAUGAGUAUAAGCCUGAUAAGGACCUGUCUGAAGUGGAUUUGAAAAACGCAGUGCGUGUGCACCAUGCUUUGGCCACCAGGGCCUGUGACUACAGCAAAAGACCCAACGUUCUCAAGCUCAAAACGUCUGACUGGAGAGUCUUCCUCUUCCAAGCACCGAGUGAGGAGGAGAUGAUAUCAUGGAUCUUCAGGAUCAAUUUGGUGGCUGCUCUGUUCUCUGCGCCUGCAUUUCCUGCAGCCAUAGGUUCCAUGAAAAAAUUCUGCAGACCUCUGCUGCCAUCAUCUACAACACGGCUUAAUCAGGAGGAGCAAUUGAAGUGUCAUGAGAGCAAGCUAAAGCAGAUCUCCUUAGAGAUAGAAGAGAACAAAAGGAAUCCGCCCGAGCUCACGCCCAAAAGCAAAGAAUUAGAGGAGUACCGCAUCAAAGAACACUACCUUACCUACGAGAAAAGCCGUUACGAGACCUACGUGAACCUGCUGCAGGCCAAGUUGCGUGUAGGGAGUGACGACCUGGAUAAAAUCGAGGCCAGUGUGUUCAGCGGAGACAGCAGAGACAGCCAUAUGCGCAAAACCCAGUCCAGUCCUUCCAUCAGCCAUGCUCACGGACUCAACGGACGAGCCGCUCACAAACACACCUCGGACAGCUCUAACUGAAAAAUUAUCGCAGGGUCCCUGAACUUUGAGCUCUGUCUGAGGCACAUUUGAGACGGCAGAGGACGAUGGUCUGACGGUUCGGAAAACGCAAAACAAGACACAUGAACGUAGCAGUAAAAACGUCUUUUAUUUCAAUGCACAGUAAAUUAGGAUUAUUGUAAGUAUCAUAAGUAUUACCAUGACAACGUUUUUUUUAUUACCGAGGUAAACGUCGUGCCAAAAAAAGGAAAUUCAGAAGUGAAAGGAGACCAAGACUGUAUUCGCGAAGCGUGUUUACAUCGCAUGACUGCGGUCGAGUUUGACAGCACAUGGCAGUUUCCUGUGAUUGUCGAUUAGAUGCACUAUGAUCACGAGGCUGAUUUUACUGUGAUGUCUGGAGAAUUUAGACUCGAGUGUCACAGGGCACCUUUCCUGAUGUCAGUAUAAAAAAAAAAAAAACAUGACAUCAUCAUUAUGAGUUUCUGCAGUGUAUUCUUUACAAGGUGGAGAUAUAAAGUGAUGGCGCGAUGCCGCAUUUCGAUGAUGAAGCCAUAACACAUUUAUGGUGACAUCUCAGUGUUUGACUAGUCCAUAUGUACAAUUGGCUUCUUGACAGAAUUUGUUUUUUUUUUACAUGUAGCAUUUGGCUUAUCCACGAGGCCUUUUUCGAUGUCUCAGCCUCAAUAGCUGUUUUAAGGGCUCUGUCUCAUGCUGAGGUAUUUGUUCAGACUCAUAUGAGCUGUCUACAGUAUGAUGCAAUGUCCCCAUUAUUUAUUGUCAUAUUUAUUUAUUGUAAUUGUUUCCUUUCUGAGCCGUCACUAUGGACUCAGGCACUUGUAAUGUUGAAAGCAAUUUAUCUUAGUUCAUUCUAUAUAUAAUCUCAGUUCAUUUUUCUUUUCGUUUUUUUUAUAGAGCUACCUGCUUUGGGUGGUAGGGAACCUAAGAUGUGGUUCUUGUUCACAGUAUGAUAAAAGAAGACAGGGUAUCUGAUUGAAAACAUGAACAGAAAGCAUUGGAAUGUGUGUAUGUAUGUAUGUAUGUUUGUAUGUAUGUUUGUAUGUAUGUGCAAGUGUAUGCGUUUGCGUGCAACAGUAAGAAAAGACAUAAAAAGAAAAUAUAAUGAAAGGGAAAUCCAAGGAAAACACCAGUGUUUAAUCUUAUCUCUGUUUAAUGCAUCUGAGGCAUAUAUGUACACUUACCACAAGCAUGUGUUUCAGUAUAUUAUACCGUAUCAAGGCUCAGUGGUGAAGUCUUUGGUCUACUGAUCAGAAGAUUGGGAGUUCAAAUCUUUACAUGGCAUCACAACAGCAACAAUGAUGUUAAUUAAAUCAUUAUUUUCCGGCAAUUUCCAGUGACAGGAGGCGAAGCAAGCAUUAAAGAAGCUAAAUUAAUAGCCGAGCGAAGUAAAUGAAAAGCGAUGCUAUUUGGUGUUUCUAUUUCAGCACAUCAAACCAUUUAAAGCUGUCAAAUAGUCGAAAGAAAUCAUGAAGCGCAGAACAUUUUGGUAUCGUUCUGACACUCGCAAACAGCGAUGCACUGCACAAGAGUUUACUCUGAAGCAUUUCCCUCCAUUAUUCAUUUUUAGUAGAAAGAUGUCUGAUUUGUGUUCCAAUGGGAGGAUUUUGUGUACAUGCCGUAGCUAGCUUGCACGCUUUACUCUGGAUCUUCCACAGAAAUUUAUUGUAAUCAGCAGUAAAAUUUAAACAUCACAAAGAAGAUUUAAAUAACAAAAAGUUCACAUGUAAGUGACUGGUGUGUGAUGCAAAAUUGCUGGCAGAUAAAAAGGACACCAGCGAGUCUUUCUAACUAAAAAUAUAUUUUAUCUAAAUGGCUAUAAUAGUUUCAGUCAUAGGUGCUUUUCCAGUCAGGUUUUGUGGUAUUCCUUUGCUCUGACAAUGCUGGGAACCUCACAUACUCCUUAGAAGAAGCUGCAAAAUACUUCCUGAACAAACAUUCAAGCAGCUUCUUCUGGGUUUAUGUACACAGAUUAAAAACAGCUCAGCAGUGCAGUGAAAUUGCGUGAUCACCUCUCCAGAAAUGACUAACCUGGGAAAUCCUUCGAUAGUCUGUAAUUACAGACUAUCAAUUACAUUGAAUAUGGAACAGGUUUGUGAGGGUGGAGCCAGUGAUCAAUAGGCCACACGGGCCGAUUGUGUGUAGGUAUUCCCAGACUGUAGAGUACCAAGCAUGGGAGGAACCUUAUUGCAAUACUGAAUAUUGUAAAACAAUAAGACAAGCUAUCAAAAGCUCUGGCCUUCUAUUUUUUUAAUUAAAAACAAAAGCUGACAUGUAAAUUCCAUUUUUAAGCUUGUAUUAUGAGAGGUCCAAUUAAACUACAACUUAUAGGACAAACACCACUACUUAUUGCUUCUUAAAAUCAACACUGGAAUAUAAUAUACUAUAUGGACAAACAUUUGUAGACACCUGCCCAUAAUAUUAUGUGUUUUUUUGCACAUAGACCCAUUCCACAUUUAGUUCCCAUUUGCUGCUAUACAAUUUUCCAGUCUUCUGGGAAGUUUUUCUAGCUCUAGAUUUUGCAGUGUGGUUAUAAAGAGUUUUGAGCUCAUUCAAUCACCCGGGUGAUAUUAAAGUCAGUCAGUGCACUGAUUCUUUCCAAAAGUGUUUAAUAGGGUUGAUUUCAGAGUUUUAUAGCAGGCCACUCAAGAGUUUCCACUCCAACUCGUGUAAAUCAUAUCUUCAAACUCAUUUUCUGUGCACAGGGACAUUGUAAUGCUGGAACAGGUUUAAUGUUUAAAAUGUAUUGCUCAAAGACAUCCUUUACAAUCGUGUGCCUGCUAGUUGUCGCAACAGUUUAGAGAAGAACCACAUAUGGGCUAGAAAAGUCGGGUGUUCCAAUACUUUUGCGAAGCAUAUACUUUAAAUAUGGUUGUAAUUUCCUUAUUAUAUAUUAACAAUUUUAACAUAUAAAUUGAUCUACAAUUGGAAGGAUCUUUAUUCCCAUUUCCCUUCACCAAUGAAUUGAACAGUUAAUUUAUGAAUACUGACCCUAGUAGUCAUGAAAAAUGUUCUACGAAAUGUCCAAAAAACAUUUUUUAUCUUCUUUUGAAAAAUCUUUUUUUUUUUUUUUUUUUUUCCUUGUAAAUAUUUAGUCUAUGGUACUGAUAUAUGCUACCAUAUGUGCUAGACAGAGAUAAAGAAAAAAAACCCUGGUGUUUUCCUUGUAGUGCUGAGUCAAAGUACAACAGUGAAGAUGAUUUCUACAUAUGCUUAAAAGUGACACGGGAGUCACGGAAGUAAAUUCUUCUCACAGCGGACCAAAUGGAGCCUUCCCAAUGGACAUGACUAAAGCCUGAAGCAGCAGGACUGCAAAUUCAGACCAAGAUAUCUACUCAUAUCUACAUCACGCACUGUAGCUUAAUGGACUAAUUGACAAAAUAUCUGUUCAAAUGCAUUAUUAUUCUGUAAAUCUGUACCGUGAACAUGGGAUCAGCGUUACGUUUUGCAGAAGAGGACUGCUAAUGGCACCAUGUCUACGCUUAGUUCUUUCAGCAGCAGCAGCAGCAGCACAGUCAACCCCUUCGGUGUAUGUCCACCCAUGCCCAUGGUACGGACUUUGUGUGUUCGAGCAAGUGCAAGUAGAUUUAUCUAGUGGCAGUUUUGACGCAUGAUGACAGUAAGAGUGAGAAUAUUGAGCUUGUGGCUCUUGCACUGCUAUAUAUGAAAUAACAAAGAGCUGCAAUUUUAUACAUACUUUAGUAACUGCUUUCAUAAACUGACUUCCCUAUACUUGUCGCUUUGGCUGUUGUGCUAACUAUGAUUUUCCCCAAUGUUUAGGGUAGAACAAAAAUGCUGUUGUAAUAAAAAAAAAAAAGAGUU